This is a messenger RNA of Rotaria socialis, 552 nucleotides long. Lineage: Eukaryota; Metazoa; Rotifera; Eurotatoria; Philodinida; Philodinidae. The record is from the annotation of a GenBank genome assembly.
AUGGUUCAAACAAGAUCAAAAUAUCGUUUACUUCAAAGCAAUGCAGCAGCAGUAGUAUCGGAAGAAGCAAAACAACUAUCCUCAUCAACACCACAACCUGUUAAGCGAAAAAGAAAAUGGAACUAUGAUAACAAUGAUGGAGAUGCAGGAAUAAUAAUAAAUUCUACUACUAGAAAAAACAGAAAGGACACGAGAUAUAUCCACCAAUCAAUACAAUCACCGCUAUCUCCACUACCUAAUCUUUCAACAGUACUUUCAUUAGAAGCAGUUGAUCAUGCACUUGAUAGUAGUGACAAAGAAGAUCAACAUCUUGCCAUUUCAUUUGUUGUGCUUGAAUCAAGUGAUUCUGAAGACGAAAAUUUCGACACUAAUCUUCAUUUACAACAACAAAUAUUAAUUGAUGCUUUUAAUCAUGAAGAAAGUGGUUCAGAAAUUUCACAGUCAAAUAUAAAUGUUGAUUCAACUGCACCAAAUACUGCUUUAAUGCAACAAUCAGAUUCAUGGCCAAUUGAAAAAGGUGAUUUACAAUGGACAAAGACGAAGAAUGGCUAA